This is a messenger RNA of Galendromus occidentalis (western predatory mite), 5243 nucleotides long. RefSeq lists its product as uncharacterized. Lineage: Eukaryota; Metazoa; Arthropoda; Arachnida; Mesostigmata; Phytoseiidae. The coding region runs from base 1 to 5079 and encodes 1692 amino acids. The transcript has 23 exons. The record is from RefSeq and is a predicted model, not a curated record.
AUGGAUUUGCUCGCUAAAUUAUCGUCACCCGCUGUCCAGCAGAAGUACAUCGACAAGAUCCGUCAGGAGAUAGUGACGCGGGCCUGGGAGGUUGCAUAUAACGAACAAACUCAUCCGAAAUACCAGCCAUUGGAGGAGAUCAUAAAUGCGACUGUCGGGACCUCGAUAACCGUUUCCCAAGCGUGCUGCGAACUCCUCGAAGAUCUCGUCCGGAAGGGUCUUGUCGACGCAAAGUUCGCAUCUCGCCAGCUUCAGACAGCUUUGUUUUGCGCCCUAGAUUCGACGAACUCGGUGACCCUCCACACGGCAUCAGCUCUCUCGGUUUUACCUUACAUCCUACCGAUUACUUCGUUCUCUCAUCCCCUCCUACUCCUUCUCAACGAAUAUUCCUCAACAUGGCCGCAACUACUCAGCCUAUUGGAGGCGGCGUUGCGCCAGGCACCCGAGAAUCCUGGGAUGAGAUGCCGAGUCUUGCCGCUCGAAGAAUACAAAUUCAUCAUAUUGCACACGCUCUUAAGACCCGAAUGGCCACUGGAGCAUUCCCAGCUCAGACUCAGGGCUAAUUCAUUGCUGUUGAAGAAUUAUGACAAGAAUCGGAACUUGAUACAACUCUAUACUUCGUGGCUUCCGAGCCCUUCGAACCAUCAACUCGAAGCGGGGCAACUUCUAGUGGAUAACCUGACGAGAGUGAAAACUCUCGAAGGGCUCUUGAGGGCUCUGGUUUUCCUUAAUGACGUCGCAUCGAAAAAUCUGGAUUUUUCCUUCGUCGUCCAUGCCGCGAUCGAGAUCGCCGAAGAGAUCGAGGAGUGCACAUCGCAUUGUGCUCUGACGCUUCUAAUGAGCUCCUUGCUAGUCUCCUGUGGCCUAUUUUAUUGUGAGCUCCUCCUGGAUCUCCUGGGGAUACUUAUCAGGCGGCGUUUGCUUGUACAAAGCCAUCACCUCACGAUCGCGGUCCCGGUUUCCGCUGUCGCUGAUAGCCAUCGAGCUCGACAACUCCUCGCGAGCCUCGGGGAUCAGACCGGAGAGCCCGUCCGACUGGCUUGCAGGAUUCCUUUACCGGGAAAUAUACUGAUAGAGUCAUUCGUUGCAUCGAGCUCCUUGAAACCCGGCCCCCUUCCUUGUGGCAUAUCCUGUGACAUGAAAGCAUUACUCCUCGCUGGGAAAAUCGUGUCCUGUCCAACUGAAGACUUGCUCGGAUGGCUUGAUCAGAUGGAAUCCUUCGCCAAGGAAUACCCUGAGAGCUCAUGUAUGGCAUUCCACGCAAUCAGGAUCCGCGUUGAUUUGUGCGAAUCACCGAAAAUGACUGACCUGCUCGUUAAAAGCCUUCCGCGAAUCACGAGAAAUCGGAUUUCGGCAACUCUCUUGCGAGACUUCUUGGUUUGCCUCAUGCAAAGACCGAGGCUAUAUUGUACCGCUCUGCGGGUCUUGACCUGCUUGUAUUUGCGCUUCGACAGCCUGUGUUUCCCGGCGCUUCUCAAAGGCAUCAAUUCACAAGGGGACCCUCAGGCGGCCUGGUCGACCGCGAUGACCAAAGCCGUUUGUAUAAACUCCGUCGUCCAGCACAGUCCUCACCUUCACGGACGCGAUCUGCUUGCACCGCUGUGCAGACUGCUAGCCAUCAGUUCGUCUGAAGCUUCCUCAGUUCUCUUGUCGGCCUUCGAAAGUUUCAGCUUCCUGAUCAGUGAAGACAUCCUCGAUUUUUCAUCUUUCGUGAAGCACUUUUCAGCCUUGGAGAGGGAUCCUAGACUUCUCGUCAGGGCCGGAUUCUUCAAACUUUUCGGUAUAUCGAUCUCUGCUCCGCUUCCCGACGAUUCGAAUUGGCAAUCAUGCGCUCGUGGUAGCCGUUGCGUUGGUCCUGCUCGUGAUACACCCCUCAAGGAAUCGUAUAAUUUCCAAGGUCUGGCUGCUCGGUCGAACCUGCCGUCCGCGAAAAUCCUGAUCUACGAGAAAAAGCUACUUUCGACGCUCUUCUCGGAGGAUGAAGACUCCGUAGUCAGGGGCGCUUGCCUCGAAGCCCUGUCUUCAUUCAAGGAGAUCCCUGUGAGCGCUUUACCCGCACAGGCGCUUUCGAGUUUUUUUGGGGACGAAACGACAUUGGCGGAAUCCGCCGACCCUCUUGUCCCCAUGGCAUUUUUCCUGGGUCUCGCGCGGGGUUGUGAAGCGGAUUCAACGAUGAGGAAAGCUCUCCGCACAUUUGCAUCGACGCUCAUCCGUGAAGAGGUCCCCAAGCUACCGAGGAACUUAAUCGUUCAUAAAGAAAUCCGCGGUCGACGCGACGUGGAAGAUGCGACACUCGCUCAAAUUCCGAGGCUGCAACAGAGCUUUUUCCAUCAAGCGAAUGAAAUAAAGCCCCAAGUCGCAGUGGGACUUCUGUUGACGUAUAAUCCACCCGUAAAAACUGACCAAUUCGGACGGCCCACGAAGAUUUCGCUAGUUCAGCAUUCGAACUCCUUUCGAGUGAUGCUCAAGUCUUUGCUUGAGUCUGCUCCUUUGCUCAAUGGAGACGACUGGCUAAUGUCUUUGAGUGUAAUGCAGCAAUGGCAUCCUUUGAUCAAAAGGGGUUUCGAAUCCUUCACCAAUGGACACAAAGCUGAACGCGAGAGCAACGACGCCGCAUUGGUGAAUGCUUCGCUGUGGGCUCGCGAUGAGUUGUGUGAUAUCUUGGCCGAAAUCGAUUCUACGAACUGUGUCAUCGCAUUCUGCUCGCUGGUGGCUGUCGUCGCCGAUUUCGACCAGAGCUUGAAUUUCAAGGAGCGUCUCAUCAUGGAACAGAGUAAAAGCUACGUCAGUCACACAAUUUGGCUCAAGCGAGCCCUUACCAGUCUCCUGCAGAUCCUGAAAGGCGUUCCAGUCGAUGACGCCUACUUCGUUUCGACACUAGCAAAUUUCACGAAAAGCGCGGCUGCGACAGACAGGGCGAUCUCAGCGCUGCUGUUCUCCUGUCAUCACCUCAUUCCGAUGCUCCAAACUCGAAACCUCUUGCAUGAAGUCCUCUCAUACUUCACCAUGAGGGUCUCUGCGAGCCAGGAAUUCAUGGUGGCCGUUGGAGCCGGACUCAUGAUAGAGCAGUUGGCGGUCAAAGGUCUUGUCGAGCUGGCAGAGAAUAUCCGAAUGAAGUGCAAUGCUGUCCUGUCGCAUUACGAGUCGAAAGCGUUCGUUGACGGAAAAGUAUCGAGUCCGUGCUACCUGAUAGGGCUGACCCUGUCAUUCUGUGGCUUGUGCUCUCUGAAGUCCUUCUCCACGACAACGCAGUCCUUUUGCGCAAAACUGAUUCGACUUCUGAGAGAAACCGUACCCCACGACGAUUUCUUCGAUCAGAUCGCGCUAUGCGGAUCGCUCAUUGUGGCCAAUGCGUGCAACUACGUCCUCUCGGAGAAAUCACUUGAAGAUCUAGCGGCGUGGCUUACUCAGAACCGAGCCGAGUUUCAACAGAGUGAAGGAAUAGCCAUCGCCUUGGGAAUAACGCUGAACGCCAUGGCCAUUCAGGAGGAGAUCCGUCAAGUAGGUUCGAAGCCUGUCCAUGCAGGAGCCCAGUUCGGGCGCGACCCUCUCAUUCGCAAAGGAUCUCGAUGGAAUCCCAAUUCUGAGCUCCUAUCUCCUGUAUUCCAGCUCCCGGAGCGAAAAGGUCAGAAACUCGUCGAGGCUCUCGUGACGAAAAUCUGGCUACCCGUCGUAGCGAACGCUCAAGAGGCAACCCCCAACAAGAAAGCCGCCGUGAAAGGGAUCGCAGCCCUGACAGGAGCCCUCGGUCAUCUGUUCGUGCAGAGCACAGACUACAAAGACGUGUCUCUGGACUGCAACUCGGUCCUGUCCCGGGAUGUGACAUCAUCCUUGUUAGAAUCGAUGAUUCGCGAUCUCAACUCGACAGCGCGACCAUUAGAGCUCAAGGGACAUCAUAUAUGGACCCUGGGUCUCUUCCAUCAAACACUGUCUCGUACAUUCAAACAGGAAGCUGUAUUCCCCAAGUCCAUCGAGCUGAAAAACUCAAUGCUGGCGGAAAUUCUGAACAAUGGUCCAAAAGAGAACUUCCCCACCGACUUGUACAAUGCGCUCGGACAGAAAUUUGAAGGCCCGCUCCCCUGUUUCUCAUGGAGUUCCUUCGAGCCGCUCUUGAGAACACCGGUCUGCGUCGAUAUCGUCCGUCUUUGCGUUUACAACUGCAAAGCGACGCCGAGUCUGGUGCCUCUAUUGGAGACUGCUAUAAGUGGCACCUUACUCUCCAGAUAUGAGGAUCCUGUCAAGGACUUCCUGAUGGAUAAUGUGUGCACCGUGGUCGAAGUCUGCAACGUUGCCAGAGUCGGCGCGUGCCUGACCAUGUUCAGAGAUAAAAGACUCCUAAAUGAUGAUGCGGAAAUUUCUGAGGAGGCUUGGAAGAUGCUGGUAGAGUAUAUGGAGAACCCAUCUUCGAGACCAGCAUCGAUUUCUCUGCUGCUCGAGCUGGUAUGCUACGCCGUGCCGCUCACGAAAGCCCGCUUCUUUGUAGCGUCUUGUCUCGUGAAACUUCGAGAUUCGAUGCUCAGAGAUGCGAUUCUGCGGAAUCUGAAAGCGAAACCUAGUCUCAAAAAAGCUCUCGAGUUGCGGAUGAAGCUCUGCGGAGCUUUGGACAUAAACUCGGCAGAGAACCCGUUCUCCGAGAUCGAACUCAUGGGAGACACACCAUUCCGGGAUUUCGUGUCCGAGUGUGCAGCAGUCAACUGUUACGCGCCCCCGAUCGACAAUUCUGCGAAGUGGUUGCUGGAAAUCUUGCCCAAGAACGCUAUCAGUCUUCAAGGGUUGGCGCUGCUAUCCUUGAUAUCAAUGCUGACUUCGGGCGAGGGCGUAGUCACAGCGUACUCUGAGGAAGACCUGGUAGCACUUCUCCCGUACCAAAUGGAGCAAUUGGUUCACAGCAAAGUUUGGGGGCUGACCGCCGCCGAGAAGCUGUUUGAGUGGAUGGUCUCAAUCCUGGAAAACACGGCGGCGUCGAGCGAAGUAUAUUGGGCUCUGUACAGAACACUGGUAUCACUUCGUCACUGCCAAGCCUUCAAGUCAGGGAAACUUUGGACUCGUGCAGUUCUUCUGCAAGCUCCUACAGUGUGAUAUCGCUGACGAAGAAUCGACACCCGGAAAACUUCGGAUGGAAAUCAUGGAGCUCGAUGGCUUCCUCUCUCGGAUCACCGAUUCUUCGAAUGUCAUGGAUACCGUCGCAGCGAACAGACGAAACGAGCCUGAUAGCACUCGAAACUUUGACAUAAUUUAUUAAA